Rotaria sp. Silwood2 is the source of this 2334-nucleotide messenger RNA. Lineage: Eukaryota; Metazoa; Rotifera; Eurotatoria; Philodinida; Philodinidae. The record is from the annotation of a GenBank genome assembly.
AUGAGGAGUCUACCGCCUAUUAUUGGAAUAAAAUCAGAUGGACCAGUAGGCACUUUUUGUAGUCGUAUAAAUCGUAGGCAUCUAAUUGGUGCUUCACUAAUAUUUCUUGGUCUACUGUCAACUGCACUUCUAAUUACUGUGAUUGUUCAAGCAAAAAAUCGUGGCCAAAGCAAUGAAUACUGUAUCAAUCGAGGAUGUCUUUCAGCAUCAACACAUCAAUUAAGUUUUAUGGAUACUACAGCAUUAGCUGACCGUUGCACAGACUUUUAUAAAUAUGCAUGUGGUGGUUGGCAACAAACUCAUCCAAUUCAAUAUUUUGAUACUGAACGAACAAUACUCAGUGAUAUCAUUGUUCGACGUGAUGCUGAUAUUGAACGUCUUCUUAAUUCACCUAUUUCCCGUGAAUCUGAAAAAAGUUGGGAAUAUAAAGUUAAAACUUAUUAUACAGAAUGUAUAGAUGAUUAUGCACGUGUGCCGGAUAGUGGUAAAGCAAUGGUAGACUUAAUCAGUGAUCCUGAUGCAGUCAAUGGUUGGUUUCUUAUUGAUAAUGGUGCUCCAAAUGCUAGUCAAGACUCUUUACUAAAACCUCAAACUGUUUUUGAACAAAUAUCACGUAUACAUGGCAAUUUUGGUGCAAAUAUUGUCUUUGGUUUACGUGUAAGAUUUGAUGAUACAGAUUCAAAUAUUAAACGACUUGAAUUCUUUGCAGCUGGCUUAACAUUGGAAAUUAAUGAUUAUCUUCGAAAUGAUUCAGUAUCACAAACACAUCUUUCAGCUUAUCGAAGAUAUAUAUCGAAAGUGUUAAGUUUACUGGUGAAAGAUGCUGAAGUAAACGAUGGAAAUCUUUAUGAUCGUAUUGAUACUGUUGUGCAGGAUAUAAUUCUUGUUGAACAAACUUUAGCCGAAGCUCAUCAAAAAAGUUUAAAUAAUGGUGAUAAAAUAACAUUAAUGACUUUAAAACAAAUGUCUGAUCAAUAUAAAUUUGACUUUAUUGAAUUAAUGGGAAGUGAACUAGGUGAUCCGAGUGUUGUAUCUGAUAUAACAUUAGUUUACGUUACAAAUCAUAUAUAUUUUAAUGAAGCAUUUGCAUUCUUAUCAAACAACAAUGAACCAAGAUUUGCUCGAGCUAUUCAUAAUUAUAUGCGAUGGAGACUUGUUCAAACAUAUAUUAAUGAUCUUUCAUAUGAUUAUAUGCAUGCAUAUCGAGUAUUUCUUAAUGAAUAUUAUACUCAUGUAUUACAUUCAACUAAUGAAGCUUAUUGUACACGUGAAGUUAUACGAAGAUUUCCACUUGCUAUUCAACGUUUAUAUACAAUGAAUACAAUAAAAAAUUCAAAUACAAUAGAAACUGUUCAAAAAAUUUUCGAUGCAUUAAAAACUGGAUUAAAGAAAUAUAUUAAUGAACAAGCAACAUGGAUGACUGAUGAAACAACAAAAACAAUAGCAAGACAAAAAGUAGAUGCACUUACAGCUGCUAUUGGUUAUGCUAGUAUUGCUUCAAAUGAUACACGUCUGGAUGAUUAUUAUGACAGAUUUGCUGUUAGACCACGUUCUCACUUUGAAAAUGCAUAUGGUUAUCAUCGAUUUCAUGCGUGGACUAUAUUAAAUUCAUUAUUAGAUCCUAGUCAACUUGAUCAUUGGGAUCUUUUUGAAACACGAACAAGUCGACUUUUUGAUUAUAUUGCAAUAUUUAAUCGCCUUUUUGUUAUUGCCAGUGCUAUGAAUGCACCACUUGUUAAUACUGAAUGGCCAUGGCAAGUUUUUUUAUUUUUAUGGUUUUAUCUAUCUAAAGAAGUCAAGAUAAAUAUGGGUUCAUUAGGUGUUCUACUUGCUCAAAAACUCUUUGGUAGUAUCGAUGGGCCAGAAGGUCGUGUACAUGCAGCUAAUGGAACACGAAUACCUGAUUGGUGGUCAACAUCAACAGACAAUGCAUAUAAUAUAAGCCGUCAAUGUAUAACUGAUUAUUAUGUACGUGAUAUACAAACUCUUUCGUAUAUUGUAUAUGGUACAAACGUAUCAGUUAGACUUGCUGGUGAACCAUUUUCUCCAACAACACUUCGACAUAUUGGUGCUCUUCGUUUAGCAUAUACAACAUUGAAAGAAAAGGAUCAAAUGAAAUCAUUAAAAAUGCCUGGUACAAAUUUAACAAGUGAACAAACAUUUUUUCUUGCUUAUGCUCAAACACAAUGUUAUAAACGCGAAGACUUAAUUCAAUUUGUAGCAACACAAUUAGGUAUUUAUGAUGAAAGAACGGCAUUAAAUGCUGCACUUAUCCAUAUGCCAGAGUUUUCAGAAGCAUUUCAAUGUAAAGAAAAAGUUAAUAAAUGUUUUUGA